Molecule: messenger RNA, 1294 nt
Organism: Branchiostoma belcheri (Belcher's lancelet)
Lineage: Eukaryota; Metazoa; Chordata; Leptocardii; Amphioxiformes; Branchiostomatidae
Product: protein sidekick-1-like
Exons: 6
Coding region: 1-918 (305 amino acids)
Molecular function (GO): protein binding
Source: RefSeq, a predicted model, not a curated record
AUGAAGUGUGCUUGGAUUGCUACGUUACUGGUGUUCGUUUUGUCAGAUAAUGUGACAGGACAGAUCACGUUUGACUGCCCCUCCCCUCAGACCGGCCUGGCGAACAACCCUUUCCUCAUCUACUGUGUGGUGACGUCAGAGGGCGGGGAGGUUCCCGCCACAAGCUGGCUCUUCAACAACGUCAUCGUCCCAAACCAAGGAGAGCGCACGACCAGUACGAUGAACGGGCUGAUCCUCCAGAACCUGGUGCUGAGUGACGCGGGAGACUGGGUCUGUACCGGGGAGCUGUCCAACGGCUUCACGGACACCGUCACUGUACGGGUCAUCGUGGACGACAUUCCUGGGCCGCCCCUGAACUUGGCCUUGGAAACCCCGACAAGUUCAAGUGUACUGGUGACGUUUGACCGCCCGGAAGGGUCCGAGGCGUUGAUCCUGACACAGUGGAUCAUCGAAUAUCGUGCUUCAAGAGACACCGUUUGGACUACGGUCAUAGAGACUGACACGGACCUGACAGAGUUCUCCGUGGCUGGGUUGUUGCUUGAGGAGACCUACAGGUUCCGUGUGGCGGCGGAGACUGGGGCGGGCAGGGGCGACUACUCUCAGGAGGAGUCCCUUACCAUCACGGAAGUCACCACUUCAGCAACAACAACUACCGAAAAUGCGCCACAACAGACAACAACACAGUCAACGACGAUAGCUGCCUCCCUCAGCAACAACACCGAAACUUCCCCGACCAUCGGACAACAGUCAGGCGACCCUGAACCAACCCUCAACAGCGUCCUUACGAUUGUUCUGGCCCUAUUGGCAGCCCUGAUUGUGCUAGCGUUAGUCGGGGUGGGAGUGUACGUUUGGUGUAAGAGGUCACGGAGGAGGGUGGUCUGUCAGACACAGAAUACAGCCAAGACACCUCCUGCCUGAAUAGUUUCUGAAGCAUCCCCAGUAUAUAGGACUUACUAUAUACAUGUACAUGGUUUGAGAGUGUGUUGAAUUAUAUCACUUUGUCCCUUCAUUUUGAGAGUUUGUUUACGUUAUAUUUUGUUGUGUUGUGUUAUGUUGUGUUACUUAUGGACUCAUUUUGUGUUUCUGUUGUUCAAUGUUUAACGUUUUGUAAUCAGUAUAUGUCUUUUGGACAUUUAUUUAAACAGAUUUGUCUUUCGUUUUGUCUUGAUUCUAAAGUAAAGAAACUGCUACAAGACACGAUAUUGUCUCGAAGACAGAUCUAUUUUUCGCAUGCAUUAUCAAUGAUUUUCUGAUUAUUUGUUGUUUUUUAAGGUUUUCAGUUUUAUUACUGUGU